This is a messenger RNA of Lepisosteus oculatus (spotted gar), 3776 nucleotides long. RefSeq names its product regulatory factor X, 6 (gene rfx6). Gene Ontology annotation, biological process: regulation of transcription by RNA polymerase II. Lineage: Eukaryota; Metazoa; Chordata; Actinopteri; Semionotiformes; Lepisosteidae. Gene Ontology annotation, molecular function: DNA-binding transcription factor activity, RNA polymerase II-specific; RNA polymerase II cis-regulatory region sequence-specific DNA binding. The record is from RefSeq and is a predicted model, not a curated record.
AUUUGUCACCAGCUUUUAUUCUGAUAUUAACGUUGUGCCAACAAAAAGGCGUGUUCCUUAGAUUGACUUUAAAUUUCUAAUGUAAACACGAGUAUCGAAAGGGUCAAAGAAGUUAAACUGCCUUCCCAGGUUAGAUGGACUCGGUACAGCUUAGAAUGACAUCUUCUUUACACGGGAAACCUGCGAUACCACCGGGUCUGGGGAGCAAACCAUUAUAGUCGAGAUAUUACAGAAAUUAUAAGUUUGGGAUGCCAAGGACUGUAUUGUUUUGGAAUGAGUCCACUGCAACAAUAUUAAGGAUCUUCAUCAUCGCUGUUUUGAACCAAAUAUUUAUUUUUCUUUUUUUUACCAUAUUUAUUUAAAAAUGCCAACGAAAAGAAGUUCUGACUGCUCAAAUGGCGAGGACGCUUUCCAUCACCUGCAACCGCCCCCGAAGAUCCACUGUAGAACAGAAGAGGAGCCCUAUUUGACUCUCCUGGGCGAUGAAAAGGAGCCCAGUCGAGAUUUAGCAACUAGUUCCGUUUCGAAGUUUGAAGAGGAAGACGAGGAUUUAGGGAUUAAGUCAGAAAUCGAUGACUGCAAUGAAACGCCUUCUUCUGAAGAGGAUCUCGAGUCGGCAGAAAGCAGAAAGAAUCUGGUUUUCAAACGGUCCAUUCAGAAGAAAAGUAUUACUCAGAUUAUCAAAGACAAGAAAAAACAGACACAGCUGACUUUACAGUGGCUUGAAGAAAACUAUAUCGUAUGUGAAGGAGUGUGUUUGCCAAGAUGUAUCUUGUAUGCUCAUUACUUAGAUUUCUGCAGGAAAGAAAAACUAGACCCUGCUUGCGCCGCGACAUUUGGGAAGACUAUUCGACAAAAAUUUCCUCUUCUUACUACAAGGAGACUUGGGACUAGAGGCCACUCAAAAUAUCAUUAUUACGGAAUUGGGAUUAAAGAAAGCAGUGCAUACUACCACUCCGUGUACUCAGGAAAAGGUUUGACGAGAUUUUCUGGAAGCAAGCUAAAGAAUGAGGGAGGGUUCACCCGCAAGUAUUCCCUCAGCUCAAAGACAGGGACUCUACUCCCUGAAUUUCCAAGUGCUCAACAUCUGCUGCUUCAAGGGUCCAUUUCUAAAGAAAAGGUUGACACGCUUAUCAUGAUGUACAAAACCCACUGCCAGUGCAUCUUGGACAAUGCAAUAAAUGGCAACUUUGAAGAGAUACAGAAUUUCUUGCUUCAUUUCUGGCAGGGAAUGCCAGAUCACCUCUUACCUCUAUUGGAUAAUCCCAUUAUUGUUGACAUUUUUUGUGUCUGUGACUCAAUACUGUAUAAAGUAUUGACAGAUGUCCUAAUUCCUGCUACAAUGCAGGAGAUGCCAGAAAGCCUGCUCGCUGAAAUCAGGAAUUUCGCAAAACACUGGGAACACUGGAUGGUCUCAUCUUUUGAAAAUCUUCCAGAGACCCUCCCUGAGAAAAAGCUGCCUAUCGCACGCAGAUUUGUGUCCUCCUUAAAACGCCAGACAUCAUUUUUGCAUCUCGCACAGAUUGCCAGACCAGCUUUGUUUGACCAGAAUAUUGUGAACUCAAUGGUGUGUGACAUAGAAAAGGUGGAUUUAAACAGCAUUGGUUCACAAGCCUUUCUCACUGUGUCCAGCAGCAGUGACCAAGACUCAGACCUGUACUCAGAAUAUGACUCUAUUACAGUGUUUCAAGAGCUGAAGGAACUUCUUAAGAAAAAUGCGACUGUGGAAUCGUUCAUUGAAUGGCUGGACACUGUGGUGGAACACAGAGUUAUCAAGCCAAGUAAACAAAACGGACGAUCUUUAAAAAAGAGAGCUCAAGAUUUCCUUUUAAAAUGGAGCUUUUUUGGGGCAAGAGUGAUGCACAACCUCACCUUGAAUAAUGCAACAAGUUUUGGUUCAUUUCACUUGAUCCGAAUGCUGUUGGAUGAGUAUAUCCUAUUGGCUAUUGAAACACAGUUCAACAAUGACAAAGAACAAGAGCUCCAGAAUCUGCUAGAGAAGUAUAUGAGAAAUGCCGAUGCCAGCAAAGCAGCAUUCACAGCAUCUCCAAGCUCCUGCUUUUUAGCCAACCGUAAUAAAUCCAGCUCCGUUUCCAACGACUCUGUUAAAAGUGAAUCGCUGUCAGAACACACGUACCUGGCUCUCACAGCCAGCCAGCACAGCAUGAGCGCAAACAUGGCCGUCUUCCCUAGUGGAGAAUCAGACAGCCUGCAAAUCCCAGGACAAAUGGAUCUUUCCCAGAGCAGCGGCCCACUAAUGACUCCCCCCAUCUCUCCAGCGCUGGUGAACAGAGGGAGUGUGAUAAAUCAGGGUCCCAUGGCAGGGAGAGCCCAGGGUGGCUGUACAACCUUACAGGCUCACAGCAGCUGCCCCUCGUUCUCUGAUCCAAUGUACCAGAACAAUCCCAACUACUAUGCGCAGGGCUCCGACUACCAGGCCUUGUUCCGGUCUCAGGCGCAGGCCCCUCCAGUGGUGUAUCCCCACCGCGUGGACAGCAGUCGUUACCCGUCUUUCAGUGAACAGCAGCUGUCCAAGGACUAUUUCAGCAGCAGCUGUGCUGUUUCACCUUACAACUCCAGGACCACAUCAAGUUUUGGCUCCCCGCCAGAUAGCAGUGCAGAGGCACAGAGCCUCCAGCUUGUUAACUCGGGGAACUACAGUUUUAUUGGAAACUCGCUGAGUGGAAGCUGUCAGGGAACAUCCUAUCCAGCUGCUGGACCAAAUGGUUACUAUGGAAAUGGCAGUUAUGACACUCAGAGGAUCGGCACCAUGAGAGACCAACAUGUUUCUGUUAUUAGCAGCGUAAGCAGUAUACGGUCAGUCCCAGCAUACAAUGAUGUCCAUGAUCCUCUCAACAUCUUAGAUGACACUGGCAGGAAGUCAACAAGCACUUUUUACACAGACUCCUCAGGAUUAGUUUGCCGAGCUCCUUUAGGUUCAAAUAUACCAAGUGCAAUUCCUUCCUCUGGUUCCUCCCAAUGCAUGUAUGGAACAUCUGGCCAGUAUCCCUCCCAGGAUAUAAUGGCCUCUCAGAGGCAAUCUUCUGAAGUCAGGGAAAUGGUGCCGUCUCUUCCUCCCAUCAAUACAGUCUUCAUGGGUACUGCAAGUGGGGGAUCCUGACCCAUCCAGGGAAACUGAACUAACCCCGCUUGGUUCAGGACUUUGCUGCUGAUGGCACACUGGGAGUGAAACAUCUUAGGAAUCACGGCUAACAAGCAGCAUUUGAAUCUUCGGAUGGAGAACUAAAGCAGCAGUUACUGAAAGCACAGAGAGCCCGAGAAACAAGGGGUGUUGUUGUCGUGCUCUCUGCUCUGACAGGAUGUUUCCACCAGCAGGGAAAUCCCACUGAGUGAAGUGGUGACAUACAUACUGUAAGCCAGUACUGAAGCAAAAUGCCCUGAUCUCUGGCCUGGAGAACCCAACCUAUGCUGAUGGUCUUUACAUGUUCAACCUUUCUUAAACCUCCAAUAAAGUACUGCAAUAAGCCACUUAAGUUAACAACUUAACUAAUGUGUUCUUAAUGUUAAUUUUGGUCAUUUAAAUUAUUACAUCUAAGCCUGUUUGUACUCGGUGGCUUGUCUUUAUCAAUCAAUACUGCAGCGCUUGAAAGGAUAGUGCUCAAAAGUGCCUCCCUCUCCUCUUCUUCAACCAGUGUUACUAAAAAAUGUAUUAAAAAAUUCUAAAUAUACAUUUCUAAAUUAAUUGCUGUUGCUGACUGCAUGAAAGUGUGGCUUUUGGGCAUAAUGAACUGAGCUGUCAUAAUGAUUGUACUGUU